CUUUCAGGACGUAUUGUUAACUAAUAUGGCGCUACCUAUAAAUCAAGAAGAAUAUGGUAAUUGAGUUAAGUGGGAUGUUUGAGGCUGUAAUUUUACGUUAAAGAUAUGGAAACCGUGUCAAACAACUGGGGUUAUUCUGGUUCACAACAACCUCGUUCAUCAUCUUCAUCAUCAUCUUAUCUGUUAUCAUCAACGACAUCAUCAACCUCAACGUUCAUUACACCCAACACACAUGAUUCUUCACCUUCGAUAGCUGAUCAAACUAAUGCAACUGGUAUUACCUCCACUUCUGUUACUACAACCACUAUUACUACUACUACGUCGAACACAUCUACGUCUGGGAAAUCAACUUAUACACUCGGAAAAGAAAUUGAAAUUGAAUUAGGAAGUGGUGUAUCCGAAGAAGAUACAAAAUUAGCUAAGAAUGACAAAAAUGCUGUUGAUUUUGUAUUUGAUUAUUGUAAAUUAUGGUGUAAAACAUGUAAGGAUUUAGUGUUAACUUUAGAAAAACGUGCAACUGCUGAGAAUGAAAGUACACGUAUUAUUAUGAAACAAUUUCAAAUAUUGGAAUCAAGUACAACUAAUCAGAAUGGUGCACCAUAUAAAAAACAAACACUCAAUUUAUGUCGAAUGAUGAUUGAACAUUGUAAAGAAAUUGAAGCGAAUAAUUCCAAACGAUGCAGAGAACUUUUAGAGGUAUUAAAUCGUCAACGUACUUUAUUUGAAAAAACCAGGAAAUUUCUUAAAGACAAAUGGAAAGCAGAUGUAAAACGUAUGUUAGAUGCUGAAAAUAGUUUGUUUAAAACAAAAACAACAUAUUAUCAACGUUGUCAAGCUGGUGUAAAAUUACGUGAAGAAUUAGCUACAGCACAAAAUCUUCUAAAUGAAUUAUCUGCUUCCCUUAUGCAAUCAUCGUCAGUUUCAUUUAGUGGUACAUCUACGUCAACAGGAACAACACCAUCAUCAUCAUUUUCAUCUGUUACGAUAAUGCCACCUACACAAACAAAUGUAUCAGGUCUACCUGUUUAUACUGCUGGGAAUUCAUAUUCAUCGAAUCUAAUGAGCUCAACUGCUGGAAGUAAUGCAAAUUUAACACAAGAUUUAAUGAAUGAUUCAAAUAUUGGUGAAUCAAAUCUAUCAAAUCCAACUUCAUCAUUAUCAACUUCUACAUCAAACCAAGUUGCUAAACAAAGAGUAAAAGUUGAACGAUUAGAAAAACAAUUAGGUGAUAAUGACAAAAAGGAAAUUGAACUGAUGUAUGCUUAUCGUGAAGCAGUAGAUAUUGCGAAUCAUCGUCUAUGUGAACUGGAAAAAAGCAAGAUUGAGAUUUUAUGCGAUACACGUUUAACCAUAACAAAAAGUGAUGAAGUUGUUAAAGAUUCUUUAGCGGAAUUAUUAAAUCAUUUGUUUACAACUCGUUCAUUAAUGAUAAAACAGUAUGAAAUGAUUGCAAAUGCUUAUCAAGAUUAUGUACCAUGUAGUGAUUAUCGUACAUUAGUUGAAUCACAUAUUCAAAAAGGUACUGAAUUUAUUCCGGAAAAAUAUCAUUUCGAUGGAUUUCAUGAAUCAAAAUUGGAUACAAGUCGUUUAACAAGUAGGUUGGGUAAAGAUUCCGGUGACUCUACUUUAGAUAUAUUUUCUGCACAUCGUAAUCUCCUCUCAUUACAUUCAGACUCUGAUUCUGAUACAGAAACAACAGAUUUGCCAUUAAAUACAACUGGACGAAAUAGUACAAGUCUUGGUGUUAUUACUGGAGGAAGUAGUAGUAGUGGUGGAAUCGGUAAUACUGCUAAUAGUAGUAGUAAUAAUAAUAGUCUCAGCGGUUGUGGAGUUGCAAGUGGUAUAGUGUCAACAAGUAGUAAUGUUUUAUCAACUAUUGUUGAAUUUGGAUCUAAUCUAUUUCGACCAGAUUCUAAAAAAUCAAUACGUAAUAAACGUUCAACAACAAAUAGUCUUAGUAAUUCAUCAGUCCCACCAAUCAAUCCGAUAGAUAAUUUAGAAACAAUAGCUAUUCAUGAAGCUAAUUUAGAAAGAGAAUAUUUAUCAGCAUGUUAUCCAGUAGCCAGAUGUAUUGCAGCGAUUGAAAAACAAGAAAAUGGUCUAGCAACACAUGGAAUUUAUCGUGUACCAGCGUCUAAAGCAAAAGUUUCUAAUCUAAUGGAUUUGUUACAAUCUAAUCAAUUAGUUAGCAGUGAACAAAUUCAAAAUGAUAUCGACUUGUUAAGUCAAGAACAUCCACUUACAUUGGCUAGUCUGGUGAAAACACAACUGAUUGCCUUACCUGAACCAUUACUCACAUACAAUCUUUAUCCGAAUUUUGUUGAACUUGGAAAGGCGUUUGACUUGGUUGAUUCAAAUAUAACUGAUGAACUGAUGAAACGUCUUCAACUAUUGAUUAAUCAUUUAAGUCCUGGUAAUCGUCAAUUAGCUGGAUUAAUUUUUCAUCAUUUACACAGAGUUGCUGAAUGUCAGUCGGAAAAUCAAAUGGGAGCUGUUAAUUUAGGUACAAUGUUUGCUCCAACAGUAUUACGUCAAAGACCUAAAUUUCAAGUAGCUAAUAUGAUGGAAUUCAUGGAUAAUAAAGGUCAGACAAAAGUUGUUGAAUUAUUAAUUGAUCGUGUUUUUCAAGUAUUUGGUUCAUCAGAACAAUAUGAUCCAAUCAAAUUAAUUACAGCGCAUAUUACAUUAAAUGAUGAUAAAACUACCAUAGCUGAUUAUAAUCGAAUGAAUUCAGCACGUGGUAGUAUUUCAUUAGCUAAUUGUGAGCGAUCUAAAUCAACUUGUAGUACAGUUGUAGAUAGUGUCCCUGAUACACCAAUGAAUAUAUCUAGUAAAAUUCAUACAGUUAACACUAUAACAACUAUCACUACUGCUACUACUGUUAGUACUACUACUAGCAAUAAAACCAUUAAUACUGAUAUACCAUCGUCGACAACUUUCACACUUGUUGGUACAACCAACAGCAAUACUACUCGUACUACUAACAGUAAUAAUAAUGAUAAUAUGAUCAAUAUUAUCAAGGAAACUACAACAACACUUCCAUCUUCUGGUUUAUUAAGAUCGGCAACAAUAUCUGUUUCACCGCAAAUUCGACCUACAGGAACCCUGCUUACUGGAGCCUUACCUUUAUAUACUCCAUAUCGACAGAAUCAAGGAUUUAGUAAAGACAAUGCAAAUAUUGAAGAAACUCCUAUUAAUACCAGUUCUGAUAUCAUAAUUUCUUCAUUACAUGGAUCUGAUAAACAUGACAAAAUGCAUAAAAGACAUAAUCCUGUAAUAUAUGAAAAAUCAACUAAUAUAAAAUCUAGUAUGAGGCUUCAAGAUUUAGCUAAACCAGUUAUUGAACCAACUAUCACUACAGCAUCUCAAAUAUCUAAUCCACCAACUACUGGAAUAGCCAUUACUACCAGUACUACUACUACUAUUACUAAUGUUAUUACUUCUACUAGUAAUAGUAUCAAUGUGAAUGAAGCUUCACCUUCAUCGUCAUCAUCUAUUGUACGUGGGAUUAAAAAAUUAUAUUCUUCAAGUGGUCAACAUUCGAUUUCUCCAUCUACAAUCGCUUCAUCGAUUACAACAUCAAAGUUGUUUCACUCAUCUGACAAACAAAACGCUCCAAAUACAUCAUCUACUGAUUCUAAUACAAAUACAGCUUUGUCAAGUUUAAUAGUUGGAUGUCGUAAACCUAUUGGGCGAUUAUUGGCUUUACAUCAAACUACAGAGGCUUCAGAUAAUGUAUCCCCUGUGAAUCCUACGAAUUUAGAUCAAUAUAGUUUUAUUGAUAAUGAUUUGCCUGAUUCUUUAAAUAAUUCAUGAAUUCAAAGAAAUAAUGACUUUUUGUUUUCAUUGAUUGAAUCAUAAAUUGUCUUCCAUAUUCAAUGAUAUUAAUGCAUUUCAAUGAAAUCAUCCCUGAAUACACCUAUAUAUAUAUAUAUAUAUAUAUAUAUAUAUAUAUAUAUAUAUAUAUAAUCUCAUGAAUUGAUUCAACUCUCGUCUAAAUCAUCGGACAGAUUACUGCUACUACUACUACUACUACUGUUACUAUUAUUAUUGCCAUUAUUAUUAUUGCUAAAUCUCUUAUCAUUAUCCAUUCUCUUAUUGGAUACAUUUCAACAGAUAAAGAUCAUAUAGAUUUAUUUAUUUUUCACAAUUCAUUAACAUAAUCAUUCAAUAAUAAUAUGUCUUCAUUACAUUUUGUACUAUGUAUUGUAUUGUAUAAAUUUUCAUUUUAAGAAAAAAAGAAUGAAAAGAAAUUAAAGAAAAAAGGAAAAAAAUAAACAAGAUUUUAAUCAUUCAAUUUGUGAAACGUUUUUCUUUCUUUUUUUCCAUAAAAAAAAGAGAAAAAUGACAAACUAUUUAACUAAGAUCAUUCAGAGUAUCUUACUGUUAUAAUAAUAAUAAUAAUUAUUAUUAUUACUACUAAUAUUAGCCGUAUUUUAAUAGUCGGAUUAAAAGAAAAAGACAUUUAUCUAUCUAUCUCAUUGACUAUUUUAUAUGAAACUAUUCAUAUGAGAAAUCAUUCAAUAUCAUCUAUGCAUGUUUGUUUUACUUUAAUAAUACAGUGUGUAAAAUUGAAAUUUUCCAAAACAAAACAAAAAAUUUAAUUCACAAAUUCAAAUAAUAACAAUUUCCCGCAUUUCAAUGGUUCAACAUAUUUGUGUGUGUAUGUGUGUGUCAUUGUUUUUUUUGUAGUUGUUAUUGCUAUUGUCAACAUUCAAUUUCAAUUCUAAUUAGUUCAACUUCUAUUUAUCUAGUUUUUGUUUUAUUCUAUUACUCUACUUUGUUUUUAUUUACUUAUUUGUGUAUUUUAUCUUUGCACAGUAACAUCAAUAAUGAAUUAUUCUUUUUCUUUCUUUCUUUUUGUUGUUUUGGUUUUGGUUCUCUUCAUAAAAUUCUUCCCAUUUAAUUUAUUUCAUUGUUUAAAGUUUUAAUUGCACGUAAAAUAUUUAAAUUUAUUCAUUCAUUCAUUUAUCUAUUCAUUUCUCAUCGUUGCUCUUCUUUUUCUUUCUUUCUUUUAUGUAAUAUCAAUUUAAAACUUGAACUUAUUAUACUAAACCAAUAUGAUUUUUUUGUUGUUGUGAAUUGUACUUUUUUUCCAAAGAUCAAUAUCACUUUUCUUUUCUUCUAUGUUACAUAUUUAAUCGGAAAUCAAUAAUCAAUAUGUUUACAAUGAUAUAUUAGAAUAAUAAAGAUAAUUAUUGUUAUAGUGAUUUGUAAACAAUCGAUUGUUUGUUUGUUUUUGUCUAAAAAAAGAAAAGAAAAACAAAUCCCUAUCUUAUUAUUAUUAUUCAUUAUCAGAUUAUGAACAAUAAAAUAUAACUAUAAUAUUAAAUCAUUCUUUAUAUAUUAUUGAAUAUUCAAUAGGAUAAUAAGUGAAUAUCAGUAUUAUGAAUUUAUUUUAUACUGUGAAUCAAAUUAAGUAUCAUUAUUAAGGUUGGACUUGAUCACUUUGAAUGAAUUGAGCAUUGAGUACUUACGCCUGUUACUUCUCGUGAAGGAGCAUAGGCUACUCACUAGCAUUCACCAUUCAACCUUGUUCUGGGCAAUUUUUUCCAGAUCUUUCCAGUUGUUAUUUAUCCUUUUCAUAUUUGCUUCUAUUUCUCGAUGUAAUAUGUUCUUUGGUCUUCCUAUUUUCGGCUCCUCUUCAGGAUUCUAAGUUAACGCUUGCCUCAUGAUACCCCGUUAAUGAUUUCUGUAAUGUAUGUCUCAUCCACUUCUAACGUCUUUUCUUAAUUACCUCUUCAGUUGAAAGUUGGUUUGUUCUCUUCUAUAAAAGGCUGAUUAUGAUUGUAUCCGGCCAUUGGAUGUUGAGUAUCUUGCGUAAUAAUUAAUUACAGUACUUUCAUAAAGUAUGACUAUUAUUUUCAUCAGACAAUUUCUGUUAUUGCUGUGGGGUGUAAAUUCAUCUAGCCACGAGUCUUAUCAUUCAGUUUUGUAAGUCAAGUUAUUAUUGACCUUAUGUUAACUGUAGCGUUAUGUAAAUCCUACGUCAAUCUAUACUUCGAAAAAUUCGCUAUAUUCGUUAUCUUGAUACUUGAUAAUCGACGACAAUUAAAUCAAGUGAGAAUUAUGAUACAAUUGUUACUGAAUUUAUAUUUAAGCAAUUAAAUUAACUAACUAACGCAUACGGUUGUAGAUAAUAGGAUCAAAUUGUAAUUUCACUAAGUGAACGAAAUUGGACUGAAUUAAAAGUAAUAUUGGAUUAGUAUCAGAAAUCAAAAUCUCUGUAAUUGUGUUGGAUUUAUUUUGACAAUGACAGUAGAAUUGUGGUGAACUAACACUCAGGUGGGGAGAAACUAAUUUAUUGUUUAAUAUAAAAUUACAGAGUUCGUUUGUAAAAUAUGGAAACCAUACAUCAAAUACUUCAUUUGCAUAUCUUCCAUCAAUUGUCUCUUACAAAUUUAAUCGUUUUUGUUGUUAUAAAAAUUACUCUCUGUUUACACUCUUGUUCUUUUCUGUUCGAUUUUCUCAAUCUUCUGCUGCUAGGCAUUCCACUUCUGACUGGUGUUACAUGCUACUUAUGUCGACAGAAAUAAGUAGCAUAUAUCACAGAAUCACUAGGAUAGAAAUACAACAAUCAAUAGGACUCACAGAAAUCGCUUCACAAUCCAUUUUGGUACGUUCUUGUCAGAAUAGAGAGAAACUUUUGUGAUGAAUGGUUGGUUAUUAAGGUUGGUUGUUUCUGUUCCACAUAGUUGUCUUUGAGGCACGCAUUUUGACACGAUAGAAAGUAUGGAUAUAAUAUAUGGAGAGCGCAAUCGCGUGUAAACUUUACGUGUGAUGAAAUGUAUUGACUUGCUGUUAUCGUCAUUUUUAAAUCUGGUCCAUUUUUCUAUCUUAGAUACAGCAGCAGAAAUCAGUGUCAUUCCACUUACACUUGUUUGACGAUCAAUAAAUUAUGUUUAUGUGAUUCCUGGUAAUGUGUACAAUACAGCCAAAAUAAAGGUAUAUGAAAAACGAUUGCACAUUGUAAAUCUCCGUAUCCGACAUCAUUUUAACCAGUCACCUAUUACGCCAGACGUACACAGUAAAGUUCUAGGGACAGAUUUCAUGACUUCAUACAAUACGAUGGCUAACUUCAAACAAAAGGGAUUAGUAAAACCUUUGUUAAACAACAAGUUCACGACACUUAAUCAGACUGAUCCGUAUGGGUAUGCAAAUAAAUUCACUCUCGAUUUUAUUUCUUUUAUAAUCUAAGAGUACCCAGAUAAAAAUAAAACACAACAGAAUCCGAAACUGUUUCUCAGACGUUUCAGAGGUCCACUAAUCCGGUCUACAUCCAUACUAGUAACGUUUCCAUAGUCAUCAAUUACGCUGAUGAAAUGUAGACUCAAAGCAGCCAGACGAGAACAUUCCAUGGGCAUCUCCCUUGCACGUGGUCUCUAAAAAACACAACAACGGCUGGCGUUUAGCUUAUCGCGUGUCCCAAACUUUGGGAUCACCAAUUGUAGCGUGGCGUCGAGUUGAGACUAACUAUGAACACCGCUACCAAGAAACACGUGCCAAAUAGAUCAGAAGGCGUAGGAAGCUCGUUCCAAAUGACUCCAUAAAAUCCCCGAGAAGCCAAAUAUCAGAAGGCAAUUAAUGGACCAAGUCGAGUUAUAUUUGCUGGCGAUCUCGUGGCAUCGAAAGGAUACCGAGAUCGUGCCAGGCACAACCUUGGUUACAGAAGGUAACCGAAUUCGCGUGAAGUUACAAUCGAAGUGUCAGUAUAAGAAUGGAAGCACAAAAUAGCUGUCAUUAGCACAGUCAAACAAAAGCACAUUAAAACAAACACUGGUACAGUUGGUUAUAAUAAUAAUUGUUUUUAUUAAACCAGUCGUGUUCUCGUGAUAAAUGUGAGUCACUACAGGAGUCCCCGCUAGAAAGGGUUUACACUUUCGAUAAAUAGCGGUUUGAAUCGUGGGACUGAUCGGCUGACGAGCGAUUGUAGGACGGAAGAAUUGGCGAACAGGAAGGCGAUCGUUGAUCGUCGAGUUGCCAACGAAGGUCGUUUUCGGAGAACGGUACCAGGAGCGAUGUGUUGUAUUUAUUGCUUGAGUUGGCAUGCUACACCAGAGUGGUUUGUAUCCAGAAUCUGAAGAGGGCGUUCGUAGGGGUCCUGACCAGAAACGCUGCAGACGUAGGACGAAACCACGUUGAGCCAAAAGACCAGAAGCGACCGUAACGACCAAGUUCGAGACCAAGCGUAUGCUAAGCAUUCGAAACCAAUAUAUCGACUGAGUGCGUUGACAAGAGCGUGGGUGAUCAGGCCAGCUUUCGCCAAAGUUGACUGAAGUCGACGGAACCAAACGGAGAUGGUCGAAGGCGUGGGCUCAGGAAACAAAAAGAAAAUCAAAAAAGAGAAGAGUGUAGCAUGCGUGUAGUAUAGGAAUAAUCCUACACCGUAUCGGUUAUUGACUGUGCGACUAUUCGCGGAAGCGUACGGGCAACCGUACUCGGCGACCGGAACGUGAGACGGCAGUCUCGUUCGUAUCGCGUGAGCCUGCAAUCUCAUCCGAGGUCAGAGGCGGCGUGGUCUGCUGAUCUGGACGUGAGACCAUCGUCUCGUCCGUAGACGGUGCAGAUGACGCGUGCUGUUGACCGGGACGUGAGAAUGAGGUCUCAGAUGUAUCUAGCGUGGGACCUGAAGAAGAUUUAAGGAUCCCGCUAGGUUUAAUAGGUCUAGCAUUGAAUCUCAGGUUACCAGAUAGGGAACUGUCAUCGACGUGUGCUGGUUUGAGACGAUCAACGCUGACGAUCUCGACGCGUCCAUAUCGAUCAACCUUGAAGGUCUUUUC
This is a messenger RNA of Schistosoma haematobium, 8780 nucleotides long. RefSeq names its product Rho GTPase-activating protein 29 (gene ARHGAP29). The transcript is spliced from 20 exons. The record is from RefSeq and is a predicted model, not a curated record. Lineage: Eukaryota; Metazoa; Platyhelminthes; Trematoda; Strigeidida; Schistosomatidae. The coding region runs from base 106 to 3816 and encodes 1236 amino acids. Gene Ontology annotation, biological process: activation of GTPase activity; signal transduction. Gene Ontology annotation, molecular function: GTPase activator activity.